Drosophila serrata is the source of this 678-nucleotide messenger RNA. RefSeq names its product Odorant-binding protein 44a (gene Obp44a). NCBI's taxonomy places the organism in Eukaryota, Metazoa, Arthropoda, Insecta, Diptera, Drosophilidae. Gene Ontology annotation, molecular function: odorant binding. The record is from RefSeq and is a predicted model, not a curated record. Gene Ontology annotation, biological process: sensory perception of smell.
UCCACAGCCAACAGUUUCCUCCGGUUGACCACAGAGCGAGCACUCCAGUACCAUAAAUCUUCUUCAAAAGAACCAUAUUCAGUAUGAAGACCGCCAUUGCCAUCCUGCUGUGCGCCCUUCUGGGCCUGGCCUCCGCCACCGAGUACAAGCUGCGCACUCCCGAGGAUCUGCAGGCCGCUCGCAAGGAGUGCGGUGCCAGCAGCAAAGUGACCGAGGCGUUGAUCGCCAAAUACAAGGCACUGGACUAUCCUGAUGAUGAGAUUACCCGCAACUACAUCAAGUGCAUCUUCGUCAAGUUCGAUCUGUUCGAGGACACCAAGGGCUUCAAGGUGGAGAAUCUGGUGUCGCAGCUGGGCCAGGGCAAGGAGGACAAGACCGCGCUGAAGGCCGACAUCGAGAAGUGCGCCGACAAGAACGAGCAGAAGUCCCCUGCCAAUGUCUGGGUCUACCGUGGCUUCAAGUGCUUCCUGACCAAGAACCUGCCCCUGGUCCAGGCCGCCGUCCAGAAGAACAACUAAGCAGAUACGCAGCCCAGCACUUUGCACUCAAUUCUAGAACCGCGACAGAAGAACAUAUGCCAUCGAACGAGGCAGCAUUUUCCGGUUGGGAAUGCCCUCCUUGGCUCAGCAUUCCUACAAUUGAAAUAAAAACCAUAUAAUAGUGCUUGAAAAAGGAAAA